AUCGAUUCAAAACUCAAUGAACUGCUGUGUCAAAAUGUUCAGUCCUUCUCAGCUGUACUAGACAGGAGCGCUGCUUUGUACAGCUCUGCUAUAAAACGCUCAGCCCUCAGUGUCUGCGCACUAAGUGUGAUAUGAAUCUGCAAACAGAAGGGUAACACCGCACUGAGGAAUUGUAGCACAGAGAGCAUCUUCAUUUGGAAAUAUGCAAAGCGCUCAAAAGCAAAACUCCCCACAGCCAAAUCCAAGCAGAUCAGAUCUGAUCAACAGGAGGAAGAAGAAAGCAACAUGGCUUGUUGUCAGCUUGUUGCUUUUGUCCUUUCUGAUUAUUACGCUUGGAAUUUUCGCUACGACACGAACAGAAAGUGUUAGUGUAACUGGAUAUGGAUCUGGGAUUAUUUUUGCUUUCGGAUCAUUUUUGGGAAUUCUUGGACUGUUUCUUGAAGAAAACCGCAAGCAGCUGUUGAUAGCAGCCAUCGUGUUUCUUAGUCUUGGGAUAAUUGCCUCGUUCUUCUGCCUGGUAGUGGAUGGAGUUUUCAUCGUGCUGAACAUUGACCUGAGACCUCUGCGCGCAGGAAGGUGUCAGUAUUACACAAGCGGACACAGCUACUUAUACGAGAAUUACUUUGCUUCUGUACCUUGUCAAGGGUUGACAGAAUCAUGCAGCCUCAAAGUGCGGAGCGGCACAUGUUAUUGCUGUGACCUGUAUGACUGUGCCAAUGGGGGAUACUUGAAUAAUCACUAUGAAUACGUGGGUGUGAGAAGCUGCCAGGAAGUCCUAUCCCUGUAUGUGAUGAUCUGGCUGUUGACAGCCCUGAACCUCUCAGCUUUCUUCCUGGGGAUUCUCGCUACAGCUGUGCUUGGCAGUAUUAAAGAUGUGGGGUCUGCUGUAAGUCCUGAGUUAAACACUCAGCUUCUAGCUCCAACGAAUUACAGACACAGUUACAUUCAGCACAAGGAGCUCAAUGGUGCAUUGUCACCGACUGCCCCUCUUCUGCAACAGGACCCAGGAGCCAGUUCAUUGUAUCUGAACCCAUCAGUCCAUUUCACACCGCCAGCCCUCUCAGAGCUGACACCUGCCAGUCAUCCAGAUACCCGGAACCCCCCUCCGUUUGCACCCCUUUAUAAUCUUCUGCCUCACAAAACAGCAGCAGGAUAUUCAGUGUGAGGUCGUCAUUACCGCAAACAGCUUUUUUAAUAAUGAUUUUGUAAGUCAGAAUGUUAAAUUGCUUUUUUCACAUAAAUCAGAAAAGUGCAUUAUGUAUCAUGCAAGCAGUAAGAUUAAUACAUAGGAUUACCUGUAUGUGAUUUUUUUUUCUAGUUUAGUAGUGAAAGUUAUAUAAUUUGUAGGGGACUUGGUGUUCCAGUGGACUCAUCCAUUCGCAGUGCUGUGCAAAACCAAAAUACUUCCCAUUUAAUACAAAUUGUAUUCAAGACCACUCAUACCUGCUAGGAGAUUUGAACAUGUUCUAUAGAAACUGUUUCAAAAUAUACUCUUGCCAAUGACGAUAGGACUGCUGUUGAGACCUGCUGUUCUAAAUUUCUAUGUAGCAUCAUGAUAUGGCUCAUUCUAUUAAGCACUUGCUUGUUAUAAAACAUGUAUUUAGAUGCAUGUAUUCAGUUGUGAAUCACAGCACCUAAGAAAGGAUAAAGCAAUGUGUGUAAAAAAAAAAAGUUUGUAAAUAUCUAAGUAGAUUUUAAAAUGUGCUUUUGUGUGCUGUAUUCAUAAAUGCCAGCAUGUUUUAGAAUUGUGCUCUAUUUUUUGCAAAAAUGACAUCAUUUUAAUAUUUUAUGUAAUCAAAGAAACUACAAAUUGGGUUAUGUUGCAGAAGAGGGGCAGUCGGUGACGAUACACCAUUGAGCUCCUUGUGCUGAAUGUAACUGUGUCUGUAGUUAGUUGGAGCUAGAAGCUCAGUUUUUAACUCAGGACUUACAGCAGACCCUUUCUAUCAAGGAAAAAGAAAAAAAGUAUUGCAGAUCAUGCCAAAUAUUUUUGUAUUUCAAAAUAAAUACAUAUGGCCAAAAGUUUUGCGUCACCUAGAAUAUUAGGAUUGAGACCAAAAAAAAACAAAAAAAAAACUAUAUGAACAUAAUUUAGAUAUUUUAUUUAACAUCAUGUAAUCAAAGAAACUACUAAAUGAUAUCGCAAAAGUCUACCGAAAUCCAGAAUAAGAGUACAGUAUCACAUUUCAAAAUGUCACAUAUUUUAAUUCAAUCAGUUUUUUGUUAAGUAUAUGGAAAACUACAAAGCUGUAUGUAAUUCAACAUGUUAAUGUAACAUUAUUAAGCAGAUUUAAUUCGACUUUAUGAAGCAAAAAUAGUUAAUUCUAUGAUGACCAACUUUUGGCACAGCUGCAGUCUCCAAAGUACUAAAACUUAAAUAGCCAUGGUUGGCAGAUGAUUUUCAUUUCAACUGAUGUUGCUGCCAAAUCCCACAGUUAACUUCCUGUUAGUAUUAGAUAUACUAACUAUGUCUUACACUCUUACAAUACCCUUGCUGGUUGCUUUCACAAGGCUAAAUCCCAAGCUAGUGUGGCGUCUGCCAUGGGUAGAGCAGGGGGAAUUUAAAGUUGAAUAACCUUAUUUCAAAUGUAGUCAAAUACACCUGAAAAACUACGCCACCCCUUGUUUAUAUAGAGGUUGGAGCACCACAGGACUCUAAUUUAGAAUUAAAGAGAAGUGUCAGGUUAGUUUAACAGGUGAGGUUGAAAUUCAAAAAGAAACACCAAGUAUUCAGGGUCUGUAGAGAAGUUAAAAACUAUACAAAGAUAACCACGCCAUGGAGAGCAUGGAAAAGGACACAUAGGAAAUGUGAUAACUACACAAAGAAAUUUGAAACUAAAAGGGAAACGAAUAUGAAACAACAAAAAACACCAAGUGGAAAAUAAAUAAAUGCACAAAAUAAAAUGUGCAAACAAAUAUCAAAUCCCCAAAUCAAAUCAAACGACGUGACUAAUUCUUGCGUCUACACACGCUGUGGUGGGGUUGCACUUUGUUAUUAAAUUACAGUGCAAAAGGCACAUUCAAUAAUUAAUAACGCUAACCAAAACACAAGGUGUAUAAAAUAAUAAAAGGAAAGAGAAAUGAUAUUCCAGAAAUAAAUUGAUUGAAAUAAAGAGGAAGGUCAGUAAUCAUAAAUAAAUAAUAACCAAAUAAAUAGUCAAUAAAAAGAGGAUUGGUAAGCAUAAAGAAGCAAAUAGACAGUAACUAAACAACAGUAAACAGUAAAUCGGUAAUAAACAGUAUUCGGCCCUCACGUUCUUGGGCAGACUGCUGUGUUCAUAAACCAUACAGCACCCCACAGAUUGCCCUACAAGCUGUUAAUAUGCGUACAAGUUGAAGAAGUCUCACACAGUUCACCCUAUAUUGGUUUGCAGUUUGUAUUUGAAAAUGACCCUGGAAGACAAGACGACAGGCCCAGCAUUCUCCAUGUCUAACCUGGCUAGCGUUUCCAUUUUUAUGGAGCUUCUUUAAUGAUAAUUGGGUAUAACUGCAGGCCGGCAGUGUCUCUGUGGGAGGCCUUGCGUGCGCAGCUUCCAAAACGUCACCACUACCUACGCUAUAAUAAGCAACAAUGUAGCAAACUAAAGCAACAACGAAGCAAAGUGUUACUUUCAAUUCCAUCUGGUCUUUAAUCUCUUUUAUGUUCUACAUAUUACAGCACAUACUGAAUUCUGAUCAAAUUUGCAGCAUUUCUGAAGGAAGAGUUUGUAUGUACAAUAAAUACAAAAUGCCUUUUUGUAAUUCAGAUUUAUUAGAUACUAGCUGAAGUACCCAGCAUUGCCCGGGGAAAUUCAAUAUUUCAAUAUUUCAUGCAUGACAAAUUGGGGAACGGUAGCCUUAUGGUUUGCUUUAAGUUACCGAUCUUGGGUGUCGCACAAUGCGCUCGGACCCCUUUCCCUUUUUUAACUUAAUUUUUUGGGGGGUUUUGCCAUUUUUACAUUUAUUUUUUUUUACUUUUUUUGGUUUCUUUAAUUUGAGAUAUAUGGCUACUGUAGUGAUCCAGCAAUGGUGUUACUAAAUAAAGUACCCCGGGGGUCAAAAUUUUGGAUCUAAACAUAGCCCUCGACCUUCCCCUGGAUGAAAGAGGAGGCCAUGCAAAGUUUGGUUGCACUGGCUCCUGCGGGGUCCGAAUGCAUAAAGGAACAGACAGACAAACUUUUUUCUUUAUAUAUUAAGAUUUAAAAAAGUUGAAUACAUUCCAAUAUAUUUAUAAUAAAGAAGUUAUAUUUUAUAUAUUUUUGAAUCUGUUAGAAAUGUGCACAAACAAAAAUGGUUUUCAUUUUUAAAUGGCUUUCCUGAAGAUCUUUGUGCCAAUAUCAUAACCAGUGGACAUUUCUAUUUUUGUAUAGGACUAUAAUGCAUGUUUCUGUUUCUGUUGGUUAUGUUAUUAUACAAAUAUAAUAUAACCCUAUAUAUCCAUAGCUUAAUUAAAUGCUUGAUAACACAAUUUAAAUCUAAAUACACUUUAGUAAUGCUUUAUAAGUUAACACUGUGCAGUAUUCCUGACACCUUCAGUGAGGCUACAUAACGGUGUAGCAUUACUGUGUAUUAUAGCCAUAAUGUAGUGUUCUUUUCAAAUAAAUCAUUACCAAAAGUGUUGUCUGUCAUGCUAAAAAAUGUGUUUUACGAAAAAUAAUAAUAAAAAAAAACAUUUGUUUUAGCAUUCACUUAAAGUAAAGCCAAACAUCUCAUCACAGUAUAAUUUUAAGCUUCAAUAGUUCUUCCAAUACCUUUUGAGGUAGGAGUUACUAUAGAUGGUAAACUACUCAAAGUUGAAAUAUUCUGUAUAGUAGUGCAUCUUAACUUUCUUCAUGCAAAGUACAUUUUUAAGCAGUAAUUUAGUUACUUGUGUGGUCUGGGUAAAUUAGUAGUGUCAGUAUGAAGUAGCAACUAUAGCUGCAGUGUGUACAUGAUCAUAUUAAAGUGAGCAAUUUCAAAAAA
Molecule: messenger RNA, 4941 nt
Organism: Acipenser ruthenus (sterlet)
Lineage: Eukaryota; Metazoa; Chordata; Actinopteri; Acipenseriformes; Acipenseridae
Product: transmembrane protein 255B-like
Exons: 9
Coding region: 203-1165 (320 amino acids)
Source: RefSeq, a predicted model, not a curated record